Molecule: messenger RNA, 423 nt
Organism: Cylicostephanus goldi
Lineage: Eukaryota; Metazoa; Nematoda; Chromadorea; Rhabditida; Strongylidae
Source: the annotation of a GenBank genome assembly
GAGGAAUCGCCAACACAAAGAAUGGAAGGCAAAUCUGAAGAAGUGCAGAGGUUACGAGACGAAGAAGAGGAGCGGAAACGGAUUCGCGAGCACUACGAUCGCCUCAGAGAGAAAGAAAUGGAAGCGAAUAGAAGUCCACAUUCUCUUACACCUGGUGCCGUAAGACGCGAACCGCAUCGAGUUUAUGCGUCACCAAACUACGGUUAUUCUCCUCAGGCCGGAAUGUCGACCAGUGUUCCCGAAUACGACUCCUACGAUCUCAUCGACAGAUACCACCUACACCGCUACCCAGCCCCAGAACCGCCAGCGCCGAAAAGUUGUGCUGUCCCAACACUUGGAGGGGUCACCGCCACCUACCAUACGAGAGUUACCUAUGGAGGAAUUCCGCAACCACCGCCCUACCACUACGCCAUGCCAAGGUAA